Molecule: messenger RNA, 1845 nt
Organism: Triticum turgidum subsp. durum (durum wheat)
Lineage: Eukaryota; Viridiplantae; Streptophyta; Magnoliopsida; Poales; Poaceae
Source: the annotation of a GenBank genome assembly
AUGGGGAGUAUCAUGAAACUAUAUUACGAGUGGGAAAUCCAGGUGCUUGUGCUCCUUAGCUUCAUGCUACAAAUGUUCCUCUUCUUCGCCGGCAGCCUUCGGCGGCGUGGCAUCAACUCGUUUCUCAGGUUCUUCACUUGGAUAGCUUAUCUGGGCGCGGACUUAGUGGCAGUUUACACCCUGGGCUACCUCUCGGGCCAUGAGGAUGCCACCACCGGACUAUCUUUCUUCUGGGCACCAUUUCUUCUCAUCCAUCUUGGUGGGCAGGACACCAUUACUGCUCUCGCCAUGGAGGACAACAAGUUGUGGUUGAGACAUUUACUGACCCUGUUUAUGCAAGUUGUCCUAGCUUUAUAUGUUUUCUGGAAGUCCAUUGACAAACACGGCGUGGAGCUUCUAGUUUCGGAUGUCUUUGUGUUUGCUGCCGGAAUUAUCAAGUAUGGAGAAAGGGUAUGGUCUCUCAAGUGUGGGAGCUUUGAAACCCUCCAGGGUUCCACUGGACAACAGUACAAGCAACAGGUGCCGGGAGAGGUUGCCGAGGAUCCCUAUUCUCACAUUGUUUGCGCUGUCCUGCAUCGUAUGCCACGUGUCUUUCGAAUCUUUACAGCACGAUCAGGUGAUAGCGGUAACGUUAUCCAACAAACCCCAAGCAAUUGGGUGAAGCGGAUGAGGCUCGAGCUUGGCAUGAUGUACGAUGAUCUGUAUACUAAGUCCUGUGUGCUCAGGACAAGGAGUGGCAUCAUAUUGCGAUGCAUCUCUCAGGUGUCUGUUCUGGUUGCCUUGGUGCUCUUCCUCACGAGCGACAAACGGAGGUACAAUAGAGCCGACAUUGCAAUCACCUGGUCGCUCUUCGUAGGAUGCUUUUUGUUGGAAGUAUGUGCCACGUUUAUUUUGAUAAUGUCACCAUGGUCCUGGGCGUGGUUGAAGAUGCGAAGGUGCGGCAUGCUUGCAAAGUUGUCCUGGUUUCUCCUGUGCAGUGGCAUUGGAUGGCCAGAGAGGAAGCCAUAUCUAAAUUCAAUUGGGCAAUACAACUUCCACAGGUGGUUGGAUUCAGGCAGCGACCAGCCAAGGUCAUAUAGUCGACGAGCAAUGACCACGGUGAUCAAAAGCUUGGUGAAUUUGGUUGGUGUCAAAGAGGAUAAAAUGUUGUUCUGGAUGAGCAGGUUGUUAGACACCGAGCACGUGGAGGCAGAUAAGGAGACGAUGGAGUGUGUUGUCAAGGGAAUUACUGACUUCCAUGCUGAAAUCAACAGAGAUCCCCGGCAGUGGCCAAAACUUGGCGGCAUAGUGCAAGAGCUACAAGACAUUCGUGAAGAUUUUGGUGGAAAGGUUGCUUUAGUGCAUUUUAUCACAGAGGCACACUUGAGGAAAUAUCCUCUUCACCCUCCUUCGGACAUGGAGACAGACACAGGUACCAGCUGCAGUGUCUUGGUGGAAGUAUGCCGGAAACUAUCCAACUACAUGGCAUACCUUUUGGUUACCCACCCUUCGCUGUUGCCGCUCAAUGACAGCGCCUUAUAUACGCUGGAGAAAAUGGCACACUUGUUUCCACAUCUUAUAGAUGAGCAGCAGGAUUCUGAAGGUUUCUUCAGCAUCGAGCCAAGCAUGGAAACACUGCAGGAGUUGGUAGACAUAUGGACCAAGCUGCUCAUCUAUGCGGCCACCAAGUCCCGGCCGGAGCUGCACGCGGCGCACUUGGCCAGAGGAGGGGAGCUUAUCACCUUCGCCUGGCUGUUCUUGAGCCACAACUUUUUGGGAGAUUCCGAGGUGAUCAAGGUGCAGCUUACCAAUGCCAAUCAAAGAGGGACGAUAGCAUACGUCUUCGGAAAUCCUGCACCAAGAUAA